AUGGAAGCCAACGUUGUUGUGAAACUAGAUUUCCUGAACCUCAACAAUAUCCUACACUAUAUUGAAUUUGAUCAUAUAAUGUUCUCGAAGAAAAGUCCAAGUCAAGCACAGUGUAAUCAAGAAACAUGUGGAUUAAUAAUUCGAGAUACUUGUCAAAUUAAAACAACAUCUGUUGGAUAUAAGCUUGAGCAAACAGAUGCUGAUACACUUGUGAACGCAUUCAAUAAUCCAACAGUAUUACGGAAGAAAGGUUUAUAUUUCAAUGAUAUAUACUAUCAAUGUAUACGCGCAGAUAACGAGGCAAUCUAUGCAAAAGAGGUUCGUGCACUUCUUGUUUAG
Messenger RNA from Didymodactylos carnosus, 339 nucleotides. The record is from the annotation of a GenBank genome assembly. Lineage: Eukaryota; Metazoa; Rotifera; Eurotatoria; Philodinida; Philodinidae.